Molecule: messenger RNA, 2700 nt
Organism: Phascolarctos cinereus (koala)
Lineage: Eukaryota; Metazoa; Chordata; Mammalia; Diprotodontia; Phascolarctidae
Source: RefSeq, a predicted model, not a curated record
UUUCGCCCCCUUCCUCAUCCAUGGGGCAAUUGGGUCUCUUUAACCGUGGAGGCGGAGGGCAGCCCUCAAGAGUGCUGGCCCAGACGCCGGAGGAGCAGGGGGCUUCUCCCCUUCAGGUCCCUCCUCUCCCUCGCCCUCCUGUAGCUGGGCCAAGGAGGCCUCUCUGGGAACCGGUGCGCAUCUAAAGAGGCGCUGAGAGAGCACAACCCGCGGGUCCCCGCUAGGAUUGGCGGGGCUGAGCCCGGAAGCCAGCCUAGACUGCGGGAAAAGGCCAAAAAUAAAAAUUUUUUAAAAAACAGCACAGAAGACGAGACCAUGUCCUUCUCUCAGUUUGGAUACCCGUAUAGCAGUGCUUCUCAGUUUUUGGUGCCAGCCAACCCCAGCACCACUUGCUGUGAAUCUGCACCUCGAUCAGCCCCAGUCCCAGAUGGGUCUACCGGCUCGACCCAGGCCUCCGCCCUCUGCUGCCAGUCUUAUGAGAACCGACUCCUGGGCAGUGCGCGUCCGGAGCUUGGCACAGCCCUAGGAGUUUACGGCUCCCAUUACGCAGCCGCUGCUGCGGCUGCAGCCGCAGCUUCUUCUCAUGGCUACUCCAGCUACCUGCCCUACAGCCCAGAGCCUCAGGCUCUCUACAACGCGUUGAACCCUCAGUAUGAACUCAAAGAGACCACUGGCAGCUUCCCAGCUGGACUGGCACAGCCCGGAGCCUACUACCCCUAUGAACCUUCCCUGGGGCAGUAUCAGUAUGAAAGGUAUGGCUCUGUGGACUUCAGUGGCUCAGCCAGGCGAAAAAAUGCCACCAGAGAGACUACCAGUACUCUGAAGGCCUGGUUGUAUGAGCAUCGAAAGAAUCCAUACCCCACCAAGGGUGAGAAGAUCAUGUUAGCUAUUAUCACCAAGAUGACCCUCACCCAGGUCUCUACCUGGUUUGCCAAUGCUCGAAGACGCCUCAAGAAGGAAAACAAGAUGACCUGGUCUCCCAAGAACAAAGCAGGGGAAGAGAAAAAGGAGGAGAGGAGGGACGAAGAAGAUAGCUUUGGAGCAAAUGAAGGCCAAGAUCCAAAAGCCUGCAAAGAGGCCAAGCAGCUACAGCUAAGUGACCUAGAAGACUUAGAGGAAGAAGGUGAGGAAGAGGAGGAAGAAGAGGAAACAGAAGACCAGGAUCGGAAUACAGCAGACAAGCUUGAGAGGCUAGGGAAGGGGGCAAAGCUACAGCCAGCAACCAAUUUCGAGGCUUCCCAGACUCUGCUUGAGAAAGAGGACCAUAACCGAAAGCAGCAUGGAACUCCACCUGAGUUCCCUUGCAAUAACCCUCCCUGCUCCCGGAGAUCAGACUUCUUGGAAUCCUGGAUGGGACCAGCAGGCCAGAUUCACUGUGGGCCCAGUGAGAAGCCCCAGAUCUGGUCUCUGGCUCACACUGCUGGGGCCAGUGCCCUAGCAGGAGAAUCCGAGGUCCAGGCAGGGCCCCAGAGCCCUCAUCACCAUCAGGCCCUGGGUAGACUUUCCUCUUUGGGCCAGGGCUGUGAAGCGACAGCCAUAGCUGGCAUGAGAGUCCAGGCCAGCCGCUGCACGGUAUUAGAGGAGCCGCCCCAGGCAGCGAAGAUCUUUAGAAAUUCGACUUUCAACCUGCAGCAUUUGCAGCUGAGCUGUGCCUCUUACCCUGGGCUGGGAGAGCCCUGCCAAUAUGCAUCCGGAGCAGAAGGUUAGCGCAAGAAUUGAGAUUUGACGAAGAACCUUGGGAGCCGUUCAGUUCACCAAAGAGCGCCCCUAAGCAAGCCCAGAGACUAAGACACACUAAAGGCAGUUUUUCUCUGCCUCAGAAACGGACAAACAAGCUGUGGCUAGCUUCUCUCAGUCCUUUCACUGAGAGCUGAGAGUAGCCUGCAAUUGCACAGCUUUCGGAAUAUUUGAAGCGCUUGGAAGGAGAGCAAAGAAAGGACUAAGCGAGGUGGUCUAGAGCGCGGGACCGUUGGUUUCUCAAAGGGGGAAGGGGAAGCGUUCUCCUUUUCCCUCCGUCUUCCUUCCCCUUGUCCAUCACAGUUUAAAGCACCCAAAACUCCGAAUCUCCCAGAACACUAAAUAUUCUCGUUUCACUAACCACUAACAGUGGUCAAUCAGGCCGCCCUCGCCAGGCUGAUCUUAAUAAUCUCCACUUGGAUUCUCAGAAACAAACACAAAGUCCCUUUUGCUUUUUCUUUGGUAAAAUAUGUUUGCAAAACUCAGUCUGGUGCUUGGGAAGCAGAAGAAGGCGCAGUUUCCAGCUAAGUGAUCCUGGCGGAGGGCUGACUUGAACCACACGGCUUAAAACCUCCCCAAGGCCAGGCGGGAGGGUCUCCACGUGCCCCUUCAGACCCUGGAAGUAGCGGAAAGGAGGCGCUGGAGAGGCCCUUGUGGAAUCUGCUUCGCCCGUCAUGGAUUCUGUUGGCUCGGCUGCCCUUGCUGCCCCAGACACUCCUCGGGUGCGUCCCCCUCCCAGGGAACUGAGCUCAACUGAGCCAAGCCCUCUGAGUGCGCUAAGCAGGGCCAGCUUAGCGGGUCAGCGCCCUCCAGCAGCUAGAGACCCGGCUCUGCGAGAAAAAGGGGAGGGAAAUCUAAAUGGAGAGCCAGGAGCUCAGCUUUGUUUCUGUUUAAUGGUGUGGCAGCAAAUAUUUUCUGUUCGUCCUAAUAAACGGAGAGGGGGCGAGGAAAGAAAGAAGCAUU